Molecule: messenger RNA, 3005 nt
Organism: Ceutorhynchus assimilis (cabbage seed weevil)
Lineage: Eukaryota; Metazoa; Arthropoda; Insecta; Coleoptera; Curculionidae
Source: the annotation of a GenBank genome assembly
GUUUUUGUGACCAUAACCACAUUCUUUUACCGGUUUUUUUUUGGUGGCGUUGCAUCAUAAACUUGAUGUUAUUUUAAUUUUAAGUAAUUUUGUUUGCCUCUGAGUAUUUCAAUAAGUGUCUAAACAUCUACCUACACUAUAACUCCUUAGGACCUUUGAGUUAAGAUAACAAAAAUGUCUACAACAGACAUAAGUCUGAACGGCUUAAGCCUCGACGAUCACCUGGAAAAUAUGGUGUGCAACAUUUGCAGUCGCCAGUUGAACGUGUGUCCAAUUUUCUUCAGCGAAAAGUUUGGCGAUAUUUGCGGUAGAUGCUGCGCUGGUGAUGGGUUCAACGAAUUACAACCUCUCCUGAGACAACAUACAUAUGAAAAGUUGAUAGCGAAACUGACAUUUUCUUGUACUAAUAAGACUUAUGGCUGCGACGAAGUUGUUAAGUUUGAUGAGAUACAGAAACAUGAGAAAUCGUGCAAGUUUCAAUGUAUCAAUUGCCCUCUUUACUCCAAACAAUUUUCCCCCAAUGCACAAUGUCUUUGGAUAGGCAACAGCAAACUAAUGGGUGAUCAUUUAAAGAUUCAUAGAGAUCAGUUUUUUGAUCCGCCACAAUUUCAUUGGCCUAAAGACGGUGAAAAUAUGAUUUUUUUCACAACUGUUGGCAACCAAAUAGUUACUGUAGUAAUAAAACAUGAGAAUGAAAGUAAAUUUGCUUGUGUAGUGAUGCUUAAUGGCAGCGAUUUAGAAAGCCAGUGCUUUAGAUAUCAGCUGGAGUUGUCAGACAAUGACAAUAAAAACAAUUCGUUGCUUUUACGUCGAAAUCGGUUGGAGCAGCUUUCAGGUUUUCCAGAAAAUCUCCGAUUUCCUGAUAUGGCCCUGGAAAUUGAUAUUCUACAAAUUUCAAGAAUGCUUCAGUAUCCAGAACGGGUUUAUGCCAGACUUAGUAUAGUAAAAAAACAUAAAAAAGAAGUGGCACAAAUUACAGGCAAUGAUAAUGGAGAUCUUACAAUAGGUGGCUUUGCUGUCACUCUAAACAAGCAAAGAAAUGAACCACCAGACGAAGACAUGCUAUCAGAACUUGAAUGUCCUGUUUGCAAUGAAUUCAUGGUACCUCCAAUAUUUAUUUGUUCAAUUGGUCACAGUAUUUGCGAUAAAUGUCACAGUCUAGUGGCAGAGUGUCCCAAUUGCAGAACCACUUUGGGCCAGAGCAGAAAUUUUACAUUGGAAAGAUUAACUUUGAAGGUGAAAUAUCCAUGCAAAAACAGAGAAAUCGGCUGUGGAUUUGUUACUACUUCUGAUAAAAUCAAGCAGCACCAAAGUGUUUGCGAAUUGUCAGAGAAUCAUUGUAUUUUAAAGUGUGGUUGGAGAGGUUUAAGCCCUGGCCUCUACAAUCAUUUCUUAGCCAAUCACGCCACCCAGCUAAUCCAACACAACGUAUCCAUUUUCAAAGAUGUCAAGCACGACAAGAACACCGGCCACUAUUUCUUGUACGUUAUGGGCGAAAUGUUUUGUUUGUCCUUGAAAAAUUGUGCCAAGUUUCUGGUGAAAUUCAACAUGCAACACGUCGGACAUUUCGAUUCUAGGCCACGGUACAAGUAUGCCAUAAACUUUGCCGCGUCUCAGCAAACAGGCAGUCCGAAUUUAUGCUUCACAAAUUAUUGUCAGAAUUGGAAUCCCAACUUGGCGGAAGCCGUUGGUCCUGGAGCAGUAAAUAUUCCAGGGGAAAUAAUGAAAAUGUAUAUUUAUCAGAAUAAGUCGUAUUAUAUUACGGUUCAUAUUUUUAAAGUUAUCUACGAUGAUGAUGAUUGAAUUACUUAUUUAAGAUUUUUUUUUUUAAUUAGGUAAUAGUAUUUCCAAACAUUUUUUUUUAUAUUUGCUUAGUAAAGUCCGCCGAUGUUAAUCUGAUAGUCCAAAGGAAUGUCAGCUGGUGGCACCCUACAUUAGAACGCCAAGUCCCAGAAAAUUGUUCGAACGGAAAAUUGUUCGAUUGGUAAAUUUUUCGAAUGAGAAAUUGUUCGAAAGGAAAAUUGUUCGAGAGGAAAAUUUUUCGAAUGGAAAAUUGUUCGAAAAAUAAAUGUACCUACCUAUACGCCUCGGCAACGCAAAUUCACCAAAAAUGUGAAAACCCUUUUUUAAAUAUAACAACUUGAAAUUUAGGAAACUAUAAUCGCCUAGCAAAAAUAACUCAUUUUUUGUUCCCUUAAAAUUAGAUAUAAAAUCGCCAAGAGCAUAAUAAGAUUAUAAAUAAGCGCUCAUUAGCAUAUUAAGAUUAUAAAUAAGCGCUCAUUAGCAUAUUAAUUGAGAAAAUGCAGACUUACCCAAAUUUACUGAUAAUAACCCGUCCGCGUAGUGCGAUCUAAUUCUUAUAAGUUACUAUUUCAUCAAAUGCCAAAUCAUUUUGAAAAAUGUGAAUCAAAGCAAAAAAAUUAAUAACAUUUAAAAAAAAAAUCGAAAAAUUUCUUAUUCGAACGAUUUUCCAUUCGAACAAUUUUCCAUUUAAACAAUUUUCUGUUUGAACAAUUUUCCGUUCGAAUAAUUUUCCGUUCGAACAAUUUCCCAUUUGAACAAGUUUCUGUUCAUGCAAUUUUCCGUUCAAACAAUUUUCCAUUCGAACAAUUUUCCGUUGCCCUAGAACGCCAAUGGUCACCUGAUGUCACACCUGUUUUUGCCAUAGGCUUUACCCCCUCAUACGGAAAGUGUCAGAUUAAAAACGGCGGACAAUAGGUAUUCCUUUAUUUUUACUUAUAUUUGACAUUGUCAUUACAGAUUGACCAGUUAUUUUAAAGUUUUUCUUGAAUUAUUCUUUAAGCUGGAGUUUCAUGCAUCCGUUUUUCCGACGAAAGAUGUCCGAAAAACAUUCUAUUCUGACAUAAUCGUAUGAAAAUAUGUCAAAAUAGAAGAUUUUUCGGACAUAUUUUGUCGGAAAACGGAUGCAUGAAAAUCCGGCGUUAGUCUUUAGUUAUGAUAAGUUUUACAUAAUGUAAAAAAGAAAUAAAAUAUUAAAAAUUCUC